UCACUGGCCGCGGCACACACACAACAAGCAAGCAGCUUCUCUCUUUCUCUCUCGUUGUUUUGCUGCUAAAAAGCUCGUGAUCACUAGUGUCGAGCUACCAGUCAGCCGUGCCAGUUUCGUCCAGCCAGUAGCUCAUCUCCGUCCCGAGCUGCACUUUGAUCCUCAUCGUCAUCUUCCUCAACACUCGCGGGGGAAAGAAAAGAAAAGAAAAAAUAGAAAUUCAGAAGAGAGAAACCAACAACCAGGAAAAGAGUAUCAUUUUUCAAUCGUAUCAUCGUCGUGUGUUCAAUACAAGCCGAGAAGAAAAGAAAAGAAAAAGGAGGUUAUUAGAACACCUGGAAGAAGAGAAAAUACAACGUCGUCAUCUAGACUCCAACUACACUGGGCUGUCGUCGCACUGCUAUACAACUGCUGCCGAGAGAGAAGAAGAAGAAGAUCGAGCUCAUUCGACUCCUAUUAGUGGCUAUUUCGACGCCGGGCGCCGCUGACGUCGUUUCGUGACUCUCUCUCUCUCUCUCUCCUUGGUAUCAUACCUUUCUCUCUACCCCCCUCCUACCCAAUUUGCUUUUUCUUUCUUUUUUUUCCUCCCCCCAACCACCCUGACUCUCUCUCGUUUUCUUUUUUGGUCCUCCUACUUUUUGCCCACCUCAGCUUCUUCCAUAUUAUUUUCUUUUCCUCCAGCCUGGUGGAAGAAGGUGUGACGAAAAACCGUUUUCCAAUCUCCUACCCCCUCCCACCCACCCACCCCCUUUUUUUUCUCUUUUUCCACCCCCGAAGAGACGGAAGCGACAAGAGGGAAAUAUGAGCGGCGAACGCGGACUAGGUGCCUCUCAGUUUGGAACUGGCAGUAGCAGCGCCGCCAACAAUAAUAACAACAACGGAAGCGCCAACAACAACUACCAGCAGCAGUCCAAGCAGCAGCAGUUCACCAGCUACAAUCACUCGUGCUGCUCAUCCUCCGGUUAUCCGGACGUCGGUCGCGUACAGGUAACGGCCAAAAUUUUGUUCGGCUCCGUGGCGGCCAUUCAGUCAGUUAACGCCGAGAAAUGUCGCAAAAAAUAGCCGCGUCUUCCCAAAGCAGGACGACGUCGUACUUUCUCCCUUGUCUCCCGAUGUCGACCUGGCUAUGUCUGGUGGUUGGUCUCGCCGGCUUGUGGCCAUUUUUCGGCUGCUGCUGGACGCUGGCCGACGCUUCCAAUCACCAGGAACUGGACCCCCCGCCUGCCCAACGACUCGCUGCCGCAACUUUGUUGCAGCAACAACAACAACAACCACCGCUAACUGCUAUGCUCACCCUCAUCCGCGAACACCAGAAAAGCGAGCGCGAUCCCAACGACCUCAGUCCCGAACAGAUCCAGCUGAUUGAACACAUAUUCGGCGCCGGACUCAACGCCUCCGAUUACCUGAUCAACGACCUGGAACCCCGACUCUACAAAGAAGGGCACAUCAUUAAGAAGGAUGAUCCGGCUGCCGGUGUUGCCGCUUUCAACUAUCAAGACUCGAUCACGAAAGAAUAUGCCCGCUACGGUUUCGCUACCAUCAAGGCUUACGCUUUGCUCCGUGAAAAAUUUACAAUCAGUCAACGGAACCGUUUCGGCGAAGAAGGGCGGAUCUCUUUGCGCAACACGGAUUUCUACGCCGAGUGCCCGCUGAGGGCCGAGACCAUCGUGUGCCCGCCCUUUAGCGCCCUGUACCGGACGGGCGACGGGACGUGCAACAACGCCGAGCACCCAGAGUGGGGCGCUUCUUUCCGCCCGUUCCAGCGCUUCCUGCCGGCCGAAUACGGCGACGGAGUCGAAGCCUUCCGCCGGUCCGUCCAAGGCGGAGCUCUGCCGACUGCCCGCACCGUCAGCGCUCUAGUCCACCGUCACCGCAACAUCACCACCAGCCAGUUCACCACCAUGGUCAUGCAGUGGGGACAAUUCCUCGAUCACGACCUCACAUCUUCUUCGCAGACCAGAGGAUUCAACGGCAGCAUCCCCGAGUGUUGCCAGAAGGACGGACAGGGUCAAGCCGAUAAAGAAAACCGGCAUCCGGAUUGUAUGCCGAUUGAGGUGUCAUCCGACGACGCCUUCUACAGCAAGUACAACGUGACUUGUUUGAAUUUCGUCCGCUCCAGUCCGUCGCCGUCGGAGGGCUGCCUCUUGGGCCCCCGUGAACAAAUUAACCAAAUCACUUCGUACCUCGACGCUUCCAACGUUUACGGAAGCACCGACAAGUACCUCAGUUCCCUUCGCCUUUACAGCAGAGGAAUGUUGAAGUGCCGUGACAUGAUGUUCCGCAAGGCUUUGCUGCCCGUUCUGGAAAAGCCUUUAAACGACGAAUGCCGCUCCCACUCGCCCAACAUGCAUUGUUUCAAGGGAGGCGACAGCCGGACCAACGAACAACCAGGUUUGUCUUCCAUGCACACGGCCUGGAUGCGCGAACACAAUCGACUGGUCAGGAAACUGGCCGAGUUGAAUCCCCACUGGAACGACGAGCGUCUCUUUCACGAGGCUCGCAAGAUUGUCGGAGCCCAGAUGCAGCACAUCUCUUACAACGAGUUUCUUCCGAUCGUUCUCGGCGAGCGAGUCAUUGAAGUUUUCGAUCUGAGGCUCAAACGUCGUGGAUUCUUUUACGGCUACAACAUCAGCAUCAAUCCGAUGGCCGCCAAUUCGUUCGGGACGGCCGCUUUCCGCUUCGGUCAUUCCCUCAUCCCGAAAAACCUGAACCGAUGCAACCGUUUCCACCAGCUACUGCCGUACAGAACGCUACUGCGGAAGGAAUUGAUGGAUCCGACGCCCAUCCAUAACAUUGGCGCCGUUGACCGCAUUUUGCUGGGCAUGUGCUCUCAACCGGCAAUGAGGCGGGACGAGUACAUUGUCGACGAGUUGACCAACCAUCUGUUCCAGACUAGCAAAAAGCCGUUCGGGAUGGAUUUAAUGGCACUCAACAUCCAACGAGCACGCGACCACGGCAUCCCGCCGUACGUCGUUUGGCGUGAAGCCUGCGGUUUGACUCCGAUUCACAACUGGGGCCAACUUCUUUCCAUCAUGGAUGACGACACUGUCGGCCGACUUCGCAUCGCCUACAAGAACCUCGAAGAUAUCGACCUCUUUCCUGGCGCUAUGGCCGAGAAACCUGUUAUUGGCGGCAUGGUUGGCCCCGUAUUCGCCUGCAUAAUAGCCCAGCAGUUUUCCAAUCUCCGUCUCGGAGAUCGAUUUUGGUACGAGAACGGGGACGUGCCCAACGCUUUCACCGAGAGCCAAUUGAGAGAACUGCGCCGCUCCAGUUUGGCCCGUAUCAUUUGCGACAAUUUGGACGAUGCGGAAACGGUUCAACCUUGGGUCAUGCUCCAACCAGAUUCUGACACAAAUCCCCGAGUUUCGUGUCGUGGAGGACUCAUUCUCCAGAUGGAUUUGAGGGCGUGGAAGGAAACGGAGGCGAAGGCGACCUCUUUCCACUCGAACCUUUCACCUGAAGGUGAAUUUUCUACAAAUUCCCUCAAAGCCAGCAACAACCUCGUUUACCAACACACGGACGACUACGAAAGUGAAGCGGGAUCGCCGUCCAAAGGAAAAGGAUCGGGAUCUAUGCCCCUCCUGCAGCCUGAGGACGACUGGGUGGAGGAACUGCCUCGACCUAUCCCGAUGUCAUUGACUCGAACACAAAUUAAUGCGGAGGAGAAAGAGGAUAAUGAGUAAUCAACCAACCUGGACCUGCAGGAUAUCUAACCUAAACUCUACAGAUUUUUUUUUAUCGUUGAUGGUUUUAUACAUAGUGCUGCGGUGUUUUUUUUUAAUAAUUCGUGUCAAGUUGCUGUCUAACAAAGAAUGUAUUUAAAACGCCCUAUCGCAUGGCUAUUCUCUGUUUAAAAAAUACGUCGUAAAUAUUUGAUCUAUUGACUGUCGCCUUUUCCACUAUGAUGGUCAGCAGGCUUUAGGUCGGACACAAUAUUCGCCUUUGUUUGAUUUCCUUUUUUUGUUGCAACGCUAUGAAUAUUUAUUUAAUUUUAUACUAUUUACUACUUGUCCAGCUUUGUGUCAAAGGAUAUUUGUGGGGGAAAUCGUACGAUGUACAGGACAACGAUUCCAACUACGAUUUUUCAAUUUGGAUUUUGUACUUUAUAUACUUUUUGUUAACUAACAUAUAAUAUUCCACAUACAGUUCUCGUUUCUUCAUCAA
Molecule: messenger RNA, 4164 nt
Organism: Daphnia pulicaria
Lineage: Eukaryota; Metazoa; Arthropoda; Branchiopoda; Diplostraca; Daphniidae
Product: peroxidase-like
Exons: 15
Coding region: 1047-3683 (878 amino acids)
Biological process (GO): response to oxidative stress
Molecular function (GO): peroxidase activity; heme binding
Source: RefSeq, a predicted model, not a curated record